Sparassis crispa is the source of this 1659-nucleotide messenger RNA. RefSeq lists its product as hypothetical. NCBI's taxonomy places the organism in Eukaryota, Fungi, Basidiomycota, Agaricomycetes, Polyporales, Sparassidaceae. The coding region runs from base 1 to 1659 and encodes 552 amino acids. The transcript is spliced from 4 exons. The record is from RefSeq and is a predicted model, not a curated record.
AUGGCGACCUACACGGGCUACAACGACUCUUCGAUACCUCUCGGGCCCUAUCCGAGACAAGCUUCCUACCCACCUAAUGCAGGCCCGCCGCAGACGAGCUCAAUGUCGCUGAAUAGCGAGGAUAGCGACCGGACGCCCUUGGCAACCAAGGGGAAGGGCGGGGGCGUUGUGGUGGCCAUGGGAGUGCCCGACGGCACGCGCACACCAAGCCCUACGCCAAGUGAGGAGGCUGCGCUGGCGAAGACGUCCAUCUUCGACUGGAAAGCCAUUGCGAAUUGGAGGUUCUGGCUACGGCGGGAGUGGCUGUGGUACUACGUUGCGGGGGCGGUCGCGCUGGUGCUCAUUAUUUUGUUCACCGCGUUCCACACGAAGAUUGUCAACUGGCUGCAGCCUGCAGCGAACUGGAUGCAUAAACUUCCAGCAGGCUGGCUUAUCCCCAUCGCCAUUCUGUUCGUUAUUUCGUUCCCUCCGUUGUUUGGGCACGAGAUUAUUGCCAUUCUAGCUGGAUUGGUAUGGGGGCUGUGGGAAGGAUUCGGGAUCGUGGCGGCUGGCACGCUAAUCGGCGAAUUGGGCAAUUUUUACGCGUUCAGGUACUGCUGUUCAGCACGGGGACAGAAGCUUGAGCGGUCGGAGCUAUCGUAUGCCUGCUUAGCGAGGAUCGUACGCGAUGGCGGCUUCAAAAUCGCACUCAUUGCCCGGUUUAGCGCGAUCCCAGGACAUUUUACCACUGCGGUUUUCUCGACGUGCGGUAUGUCCGUCUGGACGUUUACUAUUGCAGCCAUCUUCUCGCUUCCGAAGCAGUUUAUCACCGUCUAUCUCGGUGUCGCCCUCGAGCAGUCUCAGAACGGGAGCAACAGUUCCAAGUCCAACAUUAUAAAGGAUGUUGUACUGAUCAUCACCAUCAUAAUUACCUUCGUUGCCAUGUGGUACAUAUAUCACCGCAUGAACCAGGUAAAGCCUUUGGUCAUUUACGACCGCCGCAAAGCCAGACAAACAAAGAUCCUGGCCGCUGCAUAUGAAACGCCUUACGAUCCCGCCUCUGAGCCCUUCAACCCCGAUCCCUCUACCACCUCUCUCAACCGCACUAACGACAUGCACCAGCAGUGGGAUAGCAGCGGCCGCGCGGUUGGCUAUGUCGGCGAUGCAUCAGUAUAUGCGCCUUCUCCCCGCCGUGCACAGCCACAGCAACAACAACAGCAGAACACUGCGGCGUCACCCCACUCUGCGUCUGCUGUCCCCUCGCCCUCGCGAAACCCAUACCGCAGUCCCGUCGCUACACCACCCAUCUCUACACGGCGCAUACCCCCACCGCCAGUCUCUGCGCCCGCGGCGAGCCUUUACUUCGAUAACGCCACUCGGCCUGGUGCGGCAGUCACGACAGACGUGGGUGACAUGCCGAACCCCUUCACAGACCUACAGCGCAUCGCGUCACCCCGCAGCUAUGCGCUCCCGAUGUCCGCGCCGCACAGUCCUCCUUCGGCAUAUGCGUCGGUGUAUGAACCCGCUCCAGCGUAUGCUCCCGCGGCGCGGACACUCACGCCAGCGCAGUUCGCUGCGCUCCGUGCACCGGAGGCGCCGCAAGGAGGGGUGCACACAGGUGUGGCCGAGUAUAGCGAUCCGUACGCGGCGUACGAGGGCGGAGGCGCGGGCGUGCGAUGA